This is a messenger RNA of Coccinella septempunctata (seven-spotted ladybird), 3843 nucleotides long. RefSeq names its product eukaryotic translation initiation factor 5B (gene eIF5B). NCBI's taxonomy places the organism in Eukaryota, Metazoa, Arthropoda, Insecta, Coleoptera, Coccinellidae. Bases 161 to 3553 code for a protein of 1130 amino acids. The transcript is spliced from 14 exons. Gene Ontology annotation, molecular function: GTP binding; translation initiation factor activity; GTPase activity. The record is from RefSeq and is a predicted model, not a curated record.
AAAAGAAAAGAGUGCAAAUGAUGAUUUGCUUCGUCUUGAGAAGCAUGUUAUGUUAGUAUUCUCGCUUAAUAAAACUUUUACUCAGGAUUAUUUUACAACCUAUGUUCACUCAAAUAUUCAUAGCUUGGGAUAGUAAUCUUAAAUAUCUGAAGAAUAUAAAAUGGGUAAAGCGAAAAAAGGUCGCAAAGCAGGAAAAGGAGACGUAAGUGAAUCCGAAGAAGAGACCUUAACUACUACAGUCGAAAGUACUGAGAACAAUGCAUUCAAUAAAAAGACCGACAAUGUUUCUAAGGAACAAUCUGAAAAAGUCAAUGGUGAUUCGAAGAAGGAGAAGAAAGCUAAAUUGAAAAAAUCGAAAAAUGAGGAGUCCGAUUCUGAGGACGAUAAACCUGUGGUCUCAAAAAUCCAAAAAUCCUUUGCUCUUCUUAGUGUAGAAGAUGAUGUAUCUGAUGAGAAUAUCAAUGGAGAUGAUACUGAAAAAGAAGUGAAAUCAAAGGCAAAAUCAACAAGGAAUAAUGAAAAAUCAAAGGAACAGCUCAUCAGGAAAGGUAAAAAGGCCAGGAGAAAAAAAGAAGAUAGCGAUGAAGAAAUUGAAAGGGCUUUAGCUGAAAUAGCAUUAGAGCAUUCUGGUAUCAAUGAGGAAAAAAAUAAUUCAGAUCCCCAAGUCAAAGAAAAGAAUGAAAAUGUAGAAAUUUCCGAUGAUAAAAAGUCUAAGAAGAAGAAAAAAGAUAGGCAAACUGAAGAACCUUCAGUAGAAAACACAGUAUCAGAUAAAAAAGAAGACGGUGCUAAAGAAGAUAAUGAAUCAGGUAUUAAAACAGCAGCUCAAAAAAAGAAAGAGAAGAGAGAAAAACAGAAGAAGAAAGCUUCUUGUAAUAAUGCUGAAGGGGCUGCGGAAGAAGUUGAAAAAGAAACUAAAGAAGCUGAUAUAGAGGCUGAGCAAGACAAUGAAAAGGAUUCCAAGAAAAAAAAGAAGAAAACGGCAAAAGAUGAAAAAGAAGCCAAAGAGUCCAAGAAAGGACCUGGAAAGAAAGCAUUAGCUGCUAUGCAAGAGGCACUGCAGAAGAUAAAAGAAGAAGAAGAACGUCUCAAACGUGAGGAGGAGGAAAGAAUAAGAAGAGAAGAAGAAGCAGAGAAAGCAAGGCUGGAAGCUUUGAGAUUAGAACAAGAGAGAAAAGAAAGAAAAAAACAGAAAGAAAAGGAACGUAAGGAACGAUUGAAAGCAGAGGGGAAGUUACUCACUGCUAAACAGAAGGCUGAUCGAGCUAGAGCACAAGCGCUUAUAGAUAGUUUGAAGGCUCAAGGUGUUGAACUUCCUGAUGUAGGAACAAAAAAACCUAGACCUGGCACCAGGGUCAAGCCUAGCAAGCCGAAACCGCAGCCAAAAGAAGAAAAGUCCCAGGAGGAACCUGAAAAGCAAGAAGUCCCAGUUGAGGUAGAAAUUGUAGAAACAACUCCAGAAGUUACGACCCAAGUAGAGCCUGAAGAUGAUGUAAAAGAUGCUUGGGAUGCAUCGUCCGAUGAGGACGAUAAUUCAGAGGAAACACCUACAACAGAAACUAAAAAGGCAAGUUCUAAAUCCUCUGAAGAAAAGAGCAAAGAAGAUUUGGAAGAAGAGAGUAGUUCUGAGGAGUCGGAGAGCGAAGAUUCUGAAUCAGAUGAUCACGAUAAUGAUGAAGAUGAUCGAACACCUGCUCAGAAGGCAAGAGAUAAGGCUCUCGAGAGAAUUAGGCUGAGGAAAGAAGAGGCUGAAAAGAAUAGAACAGUAGACAAUUUGAGAGCAGCUAUUGUUUGCGUAUUAGGACAUGUAGAUACUGGUAAAACUAAAAUUUUGGACAAAUUGAGAAGAACAAACGUCCAGGAUGGAGAAGCCGGGGGGAUUACUCAGCAAAUUGGUGCAACAAAUGUGCCAAUCGAAGCCAUCAAAGAGAAUAUAAGAAUGGUGAAAGGAGCUAGUGAGAUGCCUCUUAGAAUACCCGGCCUACUCAUUAUUGACACACCAGGACAUGAAUCUUUCAGCAAUCUCAGAAACAGAGGAUCAUCUCUUUGUGAUAUAGCCAUCCUAGUUGUAGAUAUUAUGCACGGACUCGAACCUCAGACAAUUGAGUCCAUUAAUAUUCUGAAGAAAAGGAAAACACCCUUCAUCGUAGCUUUGAAUAAAAUUGAUAGAUUGUAUGAUUGGAACACAAUGAAUAGAAAAGAUAUCAGAGAUAUUCUAAAAGCUCAAGCACAGAAUACACAAAACGAAUUCGAAACACGUACUAAAGACGUCAUUGUACAGUUUGCUCAGCAAGGAUUAAACGCCGCUCUAUUUUUCGAGAAUCCAGAUAUUCGAAGCUAUGUUUCUUUAGUACCCACAAGCGCAAUUACUGGUGAAGGAAUGGGAAAUUUGUUAGCCCUCAUAGUGGAGUUUUGUCAAAAUAGAUUGCCACAGCGACUGAUGUAUUCGGAUGAAUUACAAGCCACAGUUCUGGAAGUCAAGGCCAUUUCUGGAUUGGGUACUACCAUUGAUGUUAUUUUGGUUAAUGGAACUCUUCGAGAAGGGGACACUAUGUUAUGUGCAGGAACAGACGGACCUAUCGUAACACAAAUAAGAAGCUUGUUAAUGCCUCAGCCUAUGAAAGAGCUGCGUGUCAAGAAUGCCUACAUCGAGUAUCGUGAAAUUAAAGCUGCCCAAGGAGUGAAAAUAGCUGCUAAAGAAUUGGAGAAAGCCAUAGCUGGUCUUAAUCUUUACGUCGCUAACAAGCCCGAUGAAGUUGAAAUCUUGAAAGAAGAAGUAGCUAAGGAACUAAAAUCUGCUCUGUCCAACAUCAAACUUCAAGAGAGGGGAGUUUAUGUGCAGGCAUCUACUCUAGGAUCUCUUGAAGCACUUCUAGACUUUUUGAGGACCAGCAAAAUUCCUUACUCUGGUAUCAGGAUCGGACCUGUUGUUAAGAAAGACGUUAUGAAGGCGUCUAUCAUGCUGGAACAUGACAGUCAGUAUGCCACUAUAUUAGCAUUUGACGUGAAAGUGGAAAAGGACGCUCAAGAACUGGCCGAUAGUUUGGGAGUAAAGAUAUUCCAAGCAGACAUUAUCUAUCAUCUUUUUGAUAAAUUCACCGCCUAUAGGGAAGAACUAAAGGCGAGAAAACGCGAAGAAUUCAAACACAUCGCCGUGUUCCCUUGCAAAUUGAGGAUACUGCCCAAUUGCAUCUUCAACUCUAGGGAUCCGAUUGUUUGUGGUGUGAUGGUAGAGGCCGGAGUGGUGAGGGAAGGUACCCCGAUUUGUGUACCAUCCAAAGAGUUCCUAGACGUUGGAAUAGUCACUAGUGUAGAGAGUAAUCACAAACCCGUUGAAAAUGCGAGAAAAGGCAUGGAAGUAUGUGUUAAAAUCGAACCUAUUCCUGGUGAAUCCCCCAAGAUGUUUGGCAGACAUUUCGAUGAAAAAGAUAUGUUGGUUAGUAAGAUAUCCCGUCAAUCAAUUGAUGCCUGUAAGGACUACUUCAGAGAUGAUUUGUUGAAGUCUGACUGGCAGUUGAUGGUGGAACUGAAGAAAGUGUUUCAAAUUUUGUAGAAUUUGGAUAUUUGUAUGAAUUUUUAUCUUUCAAGAAAAAAAUCCAAUUGUGAAUAUUGAUGUAUUCAUAAAUAUCAAGAUGUUAUCCGUCUAUAUCGAUUUUGUUCAACUUGAUGCAUUCUCGAUAUUGUUUCAUUACUGAUAUGAACAAUGAUUCGUGUUGUCAGUUUGAGUAACUAUGUGAAAUUGAAGUUUUAAAAUAUUCUUCAGUUUAGUCAACUCUAAAGAGUUCCAAAUUAUUUUUAUCGAAAAAAUUAAGAGGUACAUUGAUAAUAAAAAAACUAUUUGCA